GGCGGUCUUAUCACACUCACUAUCACCCACCUGGUAUAAACAGCCAACACCGACCCGACACCGUCAGUCAUACGUUAACUCCAAGGUUUGACAUGCUCUCCUAUAACGUCCUUGAAGUUUUCGUGGUUGGGAUAUUUCUGGCUGACCUAUCCGUGUCAGCUCCAGAUUCAUCUCCAGCUCCAACUUCAACUCCAACAACCGACUGUGUUGACCACUUCCCAACCUGCCAGAACUUCAAGGGAUGGGGGUGUGGCGGCCAGUACGAGGAAUGGGCAAUCUAUAACUGUGCCAAAACAUGUGGAUAUUGUGACAAGAAAAGGUUCACACAUAGUACACACCAACCCCUCAGUGUGACGCAACCUGUGCCUAGUCAACGCUGCAGUGACAAUAUCCCCAACUGUAAGGAAUACGGCCAGUCAGUGUGUACCGCAUACAAAACCUGGGCUCAGGAUAACUGUGCUUCCUAUUGCAACCUAUGUGGUUUCAACACUUGUCAGGACAAACUGCCCAACUGUGAUAUGUACGGCAGCGAAACAUGUGGUGGAGCUUACAGAACCUGGGCGCUGGACAACUGUGCAUAUACAUGUAGACUCUGUGAUGUGUGACUGGUGGAAGUGUUGCCGGGAACACAGUACAAUCAGAAGUAAUCAGAUUCCAUUUGUUAGAUUUCCAUUUAUUAGUCAAAGCCAUUAAACUACAAUUUGCCUUC
This is a messenger RNA of Haliotis rubra (blacklip abalone), 709 nucleotides long. Its product is annotated as putative tyrosinase-like protein tyr-1. The record is from RefSeq and is a predicted model, not a curated record. Lineage: Eukaryota; Metazoa; Mollusca; Gastropoda; Lepetellida; Haliotidae. Bases 93 to 605 code for a protein of 170 amino acids. The transcript has 6 exons.